AGCUAUGUCGAGACUGGGGGCUAAGACCUAUAGCCGGAAGCCUGAAUGCAGGACAAGUGUUCAGUUUGAUCAUUUGUUGUCAGAAAAAGGAAAUAAGCCAUCCACAGCAAAGGUUUCCGUUGCUGGAAUUCACAGAUGGGGAAUGACAUCUUUUACUUCUAUUCGAAAGGCUCGCAUUAAUGGGCAGAAAGAGGUUAAUGAAAGUCUUGAACCAGUGAAACGGAUUAAAAUUGAUCCCAAACCUACAAUUUCUUGUAGAGAAGAUCCUUUUAGUUUUGAAACUGAUAUUGAAAUUCCCGCUUCUAAGGUUUUACAUUCCUCCAGUUCUGUGCAUUGCAGUAGUACAGAUGCAGAAAUAAAGCCGGUGCCACCAAAACCUAAUAAAUUUUUUAAAAGUGGAAGUUCACGGCUUCUUUCAACAGCGUCAAACUCUCCAAAGAACAGUGAUUUUGAUGCUCUGAGACUGUCAACUCCUUCACAUUUUAAUGCAAUGAAGGGCAAUAAAGAUUCUCAUGAAAUUUUUUUAAAUAUGCAUGCAAACUUUAAAAAUGAGUCGUCCCAUUCUUCUGAAGAACAGCAUUCAGUUUUUCUGACUAAUACUUCUCCUAAUAUUGUGGAUUUACGAUAUUGUACAACUUCACCAAAUGCAUGUGCUUCCAGUAUGUAUUCUAACAAACCUAGUGUGCAUUAUAUCAGUCCAUUUAUCCAGCCGAUAGUGUCAGCUGAUGCUUCAUCACGGGCAUUUGAUGCUCUGAGAACUUUGGACCUUUCUAAUAAACCAUCUAACAUUCAUGUGGUCCACCAGUUAGAUUCGUACAAGCCAACAGAUUAUGUUAUGAAAAAAGAAAAUAUUCUCAGCAUUGCUCAGACAGAAACCUCGUUGACAGGCAAUGACAGAAUGAACAUGAAUCACAAUCAAGUUAUUUCCCAUCCUUCAGAGAAAAAUUUGAUUUCAGUAGAAGAGCAUCUUAAUCUGACUGAUCAAUGCCUAUUCAGUGACUCUCAAAAAGAACUGGCUCUUUCAAAUAUUGUGAAUACACAGAUAUCCAGUGAAUGUGAUCCAAAACCACAAAGUGAUUUAGAAUCUGUCUCUCAGUCUCAAUCCAACUCUGCUACUUUUUCUCAAGAAAGUAAUAUUGUAUCUUCACAGUCUUCUGGAAAAUGUGAAGAUUCCAGUGCUGCUGGUAAACAGCAGUCACGUCCCAAAAAGAUAUUCAGUUCUUCUCUGAAGUUCAAAGCUGUGUAUAAUCAUCGACAUUGGCAUUCAAGCAAGAAAGAAACUAAAGGUUCUGAAACACCAAGUAUUUCUUUAGCUGAUGAAUUUGAAGAAGAAACAACUAAGGAAAACUUCAAUGAUGCUUUAGUAGAAGAAAUUGCUAACACCUCCUAUGGAGAGAGCAGGUCUUUCAAAUGUCCAAAGGAGUCUAAACAGUUUUAUACUGUUGUUAAAAAUGUCAAACAAGCGUACCAGUGUCAUGAGUCAGGCGAAACUCAAGAAUUCAACGAUGACAUUGAGUAUUUGUUGGAAUGUGUUCAAGAAUGCAAUGGCAUAGGGACCAGAUGUCUCAGCGUACUGAACCUUGCUGCCAAAUGUAUGGGACCUGCCUUUCGCAUACACCUACGUGCCCAUGGGACUAUGCCUAAAAUAUUUAGUGCCUUAAAAGAUGCUCCAUCUGAUCCUAAUUUGGCUUUGUGUACAGCAACUUUAAUGUUCGUUCUAAGCCAAGAUCGACUUACUAUGGACAUUGAAGCAAGUACUCUAUCAUUAAUGCUGCAGUUACUGGAGACAGACCCUGAAAUGUUAAAUCCUGAAAAAGAAAUUGAUUUAAUUCUAAAGGAUCCUGCUUUAUGUGCUAUGCAGGAUAAGCAUAGGGAGAAGGUGUAUCAAUUAUGUGAAGAAAUGCAGCAGAAAGGACAUGCCAAACAUUUGAAACUUGAUAAUAUAAAUACGGGUAUAUUAGCUAUGGAGACUUUAUUAAGUCUAACGUCAAGAAAAGCUGGCGAAUGGUUUAAAGAAGAAAUGCGCACACUUCAUGGAUUAGAUAGAAUUGCUGAUACAGUUACAUCUUGCGUUGCUUUACUGGUACCUGAAGAAAAUGAAAUUAUAUUUCAUCCUACAGAAGUGCAGUUAGACAGAAUUCGAAAGAUAGACAGAUGUUUAAGAGUUUUGGAAAAUGUAACACAUAUGAACUCUGAAAAUCAAGAAUAUGUGAUGAACUACAAGGGUUCAUCUUUAAUUGUAUCCUGUCUAAGUUUAAUGAAACUAUGCAAAUCCCACCUUCUCGAACAAAAACCUGUAGAUAUUGACAAAACAACAGAUGAAGUGACUGAGAAAUCUACUAAAAGUGAAUCUCCGAUUUUGUCUUGUCUUUUGAACUUGUUGAAAAUUCUUAGCAAUGUAACAUACAGAAUGCCAUUAGACGAUUCUCAGUUUUCUUCUGGAGAAAGCUUAAUAGAUCAUGUACUUAUUUGUAUUUUACAAGUACCCAGAGCUGUACCACUUGAAAAGCGAUUUGAUCUCCUUGUUUUAUCUUUGGGGCUUAUGAUCAAUUUGCUUGAGUAUUGUGAUGAAAACAGUGUUAAAUUUAUGGAAAUGUAUGCACUUGGUUCGUUUGAUACUGUCAAUGAUGGCUAUGAGAUGUUGGCAUCUGAGGCUCUUGUUGAGUUGAUGCUUUCAAGGCUGGAUGCUGCCAGAGUGUCAGAAGAACAGGCAGAUGAACUUCUAAGUACACAGGAAGAAAAACAUGCAGCAUCAAUUGAAAAGAAAGAUGUUGAAACUGCUGCAGAUGAUUUAGAGGAAACAUUAAUGAAAACUCUUCAGAAAGCUGGGAAACAUAUGGAGCAUAGCAUCAUUGCUGCAUACAUAGCUAUUUUACUUGGAUGUGUAGCACAGAAAAAUCCAGAAUUUAUUGAUGUACUAAAAGAUCAUGUACCUGAUGGGAAAUUUGAUGUGAUGGUAGAUGUUUUAAAAAAGUUUAAGAGCUUUGUCACAUUAACUGGUUCAGUUGGAAGUAGAGAACUGGUAUCCAUCCAAAGGGUGAUUCAUGUUCUGGAAUCCAGCUAACAACACAGAAAAUAAUUUUUAUGUCUUUAUCUCUGGUCACACCCCUGAAAGGACGUCACUCAUGUAGUAUUUCUAUGCUUUUUAUAAACUUUGAUCAGAUUUUAAACAUCAGGUCAUUACUUUGAAAUGAGCAUUAACUGAAUACCCACUCAUCUUUACCAACUUUUGCAUCAGCAAGGUUAUAGUAAUGUGCCCAUUUCUUCAGAGUGAAAGAAACUUAAUGAUAAAAUCACUAUUCUUCUUUUGGAACUUUGACCAAUAUUGUAGUUGCAGUUGAAGUCAUGUUGAGAGGUGUGAAAUAUUUAUUGAUUUCUUCACUUCCAAUGCAAUUCAUAUUUUUUUAAUACAUUUGUGGUUGUAAAUCGUCUUAAUUUUUCAGAAGCUUGUAUCAUACAAUCUGGCUCGAUCAAGACGACCUGUUUCAAGAGCAGUGUGACCUUAAGCCUUUGUGAAUAAAAUUCUCAUGAGAUUAGACUAAUGUAAAAAAAUCUGUUCUGUCCGUUCUCAUUGUACAUGAGCAUAUUUGUAUAGAAACCAGAUUAAUGUAAAAUAUGCUGGAGGAUAUUAUGUGCCAGCAUUCAUGUGAAGACUGUGCCUAAGCAAAACUUCAGUAACUGAAGUUGGAUUUAGUUUUGUUAAGAUUGUGAAUAACUUGAAGCUGUCCCUAUUUGUUAAUCACAAAGUAAUACCUGCUAGGGCAGAUAAUCUACCUGUCUAUAGGAACUGUUGCACUUUCAUAUAUAUUCCAUUUUUAAUGCUAUCAUUUUUUGAACUAUGCACAUCACCCUUUUAGUUUAAUUGACAAUUUUAUUUAAAGUACAAUGGCAUUUAAAUGCAAAGUUCAAAUGCCAAUCACUUUUCUCUCGUGUGUACGUGUAUAUGUAUGUGUUUUUGAUGAAAUAAAAGAAAGGGGUUUUCACUGCUGUAAUCCAAAGAUAUGCUUUCAUUCAUUUGUACAAAAUACUAUAUUCAUUUAUCUAUCAUGAAAUUUUAUAUUGUGUUAAAACUGUUGACUUGUGAUAUUCAGUUGUAGAAUUAUUAUGUAUUAUCCUAGAAUUAGUCUCAAGAAAAAUUUUACAUGCUUAGAGAUUCUUUGUAUCAUGUUUGAGUUAAAGUAUAUAUGAAUAAUCUGUGACUUGCUCACUGUCAGAAAAUUGUUAAAAUUGUUACAAAUCUAUCAAUUCAUAUUGAAGUUAUGAUCAGUUAAUAUCCUUAGUAAUUUUUACGUGCUUCCUUUCUAAUUAUUGAGGAAGCUCUAAAUUAUUUAAUUUAAUUUUUUGAUAUUUUGUUGUUUUAGUUCAACUAUCACCUUUCAAAUAGUGUUUUUAAUUAAAUGAUAGUAACCAUUUUAUAAUAUUUUUUCAUUGAUCUGUUGUCUUUUUAAAGAAUUUAAAAAAAGAAAUCUUUUUUACAAUUAAUUUCUUUUUUGAAAUUUUUUGAUAUGAUGUUGGAGUAAUGAAAUGUAAUAUUGAAGUAUCAUAUUUACUUGUAUAUUUUUCCUCCUAAAAAGUGCAAGGUUCUGAAAAUUUUUCAAAUAUUCACAUAAUUUCCCCCUUCUUCAAGGCAUUUAUGAAGCAAGAUUCCCUAGAUAUGAAAAGGAUUUGUCCAUGUAGUGGUUAUUUUUGUCUUAUUAAUAAAAGCAAACCCCACAAACUACCUGCAGAGGUCUUGCCAAACCUUCCCCUUUCAACUCGCUAACAUUGGUUACCUAUUAGAAAUCUGGAUAUGAAAGAGUUGAUUGAAAUUGUGUGAACUUAUUGGCCAUCAACUAUAUGAGGGUUUUUCUAAUACUUAAAAAGCCACUGCUGCUGUGGGAUAGUAUCUGCAGGCAUCUCAUGGAAUGUGUUAAAAAAAUAACAGAACAAACACAGUUCCUGUCAUCAUUCCAAGAGGAUUUGCUUCACUUCUGCAAACAAUAGAGAUUGGUGAAUAAACCAUUUAAAGACUGUCUCUAAAAGUUUUAUAACAAGUAAAUUUUGCAGGAUCACAUAAUUUUAUUAGAAUUGGAAAAAUCCAGAGACUUUUCAUUGAAAUCAUUUAAUUAUGGAUAUUGAGUGCUCUGAUUCAUGAAGCAGUACUAGUGAAGAGCUUUAAGAAAAUGGAGAUAUACAAUGCUAUCAAGGGGAUGAUUAUUUUAAAGAUCAUUGCAUAUGAGAAGAUCUGAAUGGGUUACUAAGAUGAUGAAAACGAUCAUAAUGAAGCUAUAGCAAAACAACACAGACAAUAGUUCUAAGAAUGAUAACUGAAUGAUUUGAGGCUAAAAGCAGCAGUGGACAACAAUAAAAGCGAGUAAGAUUCUAGAUACAGAGAACUGGAAUGAAGAUAGCUUAUUAGGUAGUGUAAUGUUGGUAUUAGUAUAUAUUCUUAUUGGAAUAUAGGUUUCUUUUUUGUGAAUAAUAAUGUGAUAGUUACCAGUAGUUUAUUUUUGAAUACUUUUAAUUUAUUAUGUUCUUGCAAUAACCCUGCCUAUCAGAAAAUAAAUUAUUCUCGAUUUUAAUACGAUAAAAUUACUAAAAAAGGGAGGAAAGGUAUGUGAGUAAAUACUGUAUAAAAUGGGGGUAAUAAACUGUAAUAUGGAAAAAUAUACUAUAUCCGGUUGCCAUCUGCAUAUCUGAACUGUAAUUGAAUGUUGCUGUCAUAUAUUUCCCUUAGUGAUCUGUUGGUAAAAAUCAAACAACGUUUGGUAUUUAUGACAAAAAUGAGAAAGUUCAGUACAUUUUAAGAGGAAGUAAUGUAGUCUCUGUUUUGUAGGAAUAAUUUCUUUUCUGUUGUCCUUGAAAAUGCCUUGAGCUUUCUAAUUAAAAAAUCAAGAUCAAAUAAUAUGUUCAGAUUGGACUGCUUCUUUUGCAGUUCACUAACUAAUAUUAUAAAUGUAAUUUAACCAGUUACAAAAUUUAAAAUACCUAAAUCAUAAAUUUGGAGUUAAUGUAAUAAAUAAGUAUGAAAUUUUAUUAUAUAUUUGCAGUACUGUUAAAAAUCAUGAUAGUAUAUUAAUUUUAACUAAGCAUCUUAUUGUAGUAUUUGCAAUUUUUUAGUAAAUUCUGUGUAUUUCAUUUUUUUUUUCUUUUAAUCAUACUUUCAUACUAUUUUUUAUUUAUUAUGUGUGCAUAUUUUGAUUUCCUAAUUUUUAUGUGUUGUACAGUGGUUUUUCAACUGGCAUUUAUGGAGCAUAGUUUUUUUAAACAUUUUAUACUAAUUAUAUAGCCUUCUAAUGCAUAUGAUAAAAAAUUUGCAAAAUUUCAUUUAUUUUUAUAUGUUUGUGCUUUAAAUAACUAAUUUUUUAACUUAAAUAAUCUGGAUUAUGAAUUUUAAAAUGUUUUAAUAAUGUAAGUAGAUAUUUUUAUAUGGUAUAACUGUAUAAAAUUGCAUUUGAAAUUAUUAAAAUGUAAUUAUUGCCUUCUUGUAUUAGUAGAUUUUGUAAAGCAUUUUGUACAUUCAUUCAGUUGUUAGUCAUUUUAAUCAUUAAUGGUUAACAAAUUGGAUACUUAUUGAUAUACAUAAUCACCUCCUCUGCAUAUGCAAUAUAAAAUGCCUUAUAUAUUUUAAAUAUUUAGUUCAUAAAUUACCUGUGUGCUCCUAAUGAGAAUGAGCCAUAAUAUUCAGAACUCAUUUUACAAAGCUGUAGGCUCUCCAAAACCUGUUACGAAAUUAACUUCUAAUUUUUUCACUGUAAUAGAUGUCACUGAUGAUUUUAUGUAAAAAUAUUUCAUAUAAAUUAUUUCAUGAAAUAACUUUAUAAUUCAGUGUUUUUUAUUGAAAGCUAAGAGGAAUUAAGUUAAUUUUCCAGUCUCCUAUGUAAUAAUGUAUUUCAUUUUACAUUACGUGCAACACAUCAUUUCUGAGGUUAGGUUAUUUGAAAGUCGUAAACGUAUAGCAGCUGUCUGCCUAAGGGAAGGGAUAUCUUUGUACAGCACUUUCUAAGUGAAACUGGCUCUCAUUCCUGUUACAUUUAGAGGAAAAAUACAACCAUGCAACCAACCCAUUUGCCUGAAAUCAUACUCCCAGUAUUCAGUGGUCAUAACCACUCUACUGGUGGGGGCCUCGUAACAUUGUUAAAUAGAGCAUCCCAAAUCCUCAGAUUACAGUAUUGAAUAGAAAUGAGCUGUUUAAUGGGAUCAUAUCUUGCUCGCUGAAAUAAAUUGGUUCACUUUGUUUUUGUGACUGACCAAUCACUAACAGUAACCUUGAUGAAAAUAAUCAAGAAUGGUUAGUGAGGAUAGAGUGAAGAGAAGAAAGAUCGAAUGAGCAAUGGGGUUGAGGCCAGUUAGUGAGGUUGGAAUGAAGAGCCAAAAGAAUAGAACAAGCUGCAAGAUUGGAAAUUUGACUCGAUCAAACACUGAUUUUCUUAACUGGUUUCUUAGAGCUGUAGUUUUGAGAUUCCUGAAAACUCCCUUUCUGCACAGAACUAAUAAUAAAAUUCUAGAAUAAAAAUUUUGAAAAAGUUGAAUAAACUCAUUUUUAACAUGGGAAAAUAAAUAUUCUUUUCUCUUCUAAAAUGGGAAACUGGUACACUUUCAAUUUAUUUAGUUCUUUUCAUUCACUUGCUCAGUAAAAUAAAUCAGUUCAUGAACUAACAGCAGAUCUCUAUUUCUAGCUUGCUUUUAACAAGAGCUGUCAAUAAGCUACAACUUUUUAUUUUCUGGAAUCGGGUCCAUAAUGGAAUCGUCCAACUCUAGACUGGAUCAUAAAUACAAAUACAUUUGUAUGAAUUACAAUAAUAUUUAAUUGCUUUUGAAGUGCUUUGAUUUGGAAGCAUAAUUUCUCUUUUCCACCCCUUGAAACUGUACCUGAUAAAACAAUUGCAUUUUUUCUUUGCCAUAUUAUAUCUUCAAAUUUAGUCUAAAAUAUUGAAUCUUUUAUUUGUCCAAGAGAGAACACUGUGUGCUAUAAUGUAUAAUGCAAUGUAUAGACACUUUAUUUAAUGUUGGGUAUAUCUUAUCACACAAUUUAUCAGUUAUAUUUUGUCACAUUUCUAUGUGUUAACAAAUAGUGUUUAGUGUUAUCAAUGACUCAUGCUGAGACCCAUGAUUUGAAGGGUUAAUACUACGUAUUCUGUUAUGCACUUAUUUUUAGUACCAUCCUUUAUGGUUAAGAUAUAAAAGCUUUAAUUUGCAGGGUCUUUUAUGUUUCUCUAUUCAAUUAAAUUUUUUUAUGUGUAACUAAAAUAUUAUGGAAAAGAAGUUUAAUUGUAGUUUAAGAAUAAUUUCUUGUUAUUAAUACACUACAGAAUUUUCACGAGAUUUCCUGAGGUAAUAUGUUGCUUGAAAAGCAUUUAUCCACUGUGUAAUCUCCGAUUUCUUACGUGUGUUUGUAGAGUCAUUAGGUUAAUUGGAAGCAGAAAAAAUGAAAAAUACGCUAAUGCCUUCGCCGGGAAUCGAACCACGGACCUCUGGAAUACCAGCCCAGCAUGCUACCAUUACACCACGAAGGCACGCGAGAGAAGUGGGAGAAAUACUUUAUAUACUCCCCUUUUUAAAGGGUGACUAAGGUUUUAGGGGUCCUAGUCGCGAAAUCCUGGAUGCGGAGAAUCAUCAUCCACAACCCUUUUUAGUUCGGGUGCCACUUGUAGAGUCAUUAGGUUAAUUGGAAGCAGAAUAGAUGAUAGAUAUGCAACUGCCUUCGCUGGGAAUCGAACCACGGACCUCUGCAAUACCGGCCCAGCGUGCUACCGUUACACCACGAAGGCACGCUAGGGAAGUGGGAGAAAUACCUUAUAUGUUCAUCUUAUGAUCUCAUUUUAGGUCUAACAUUUUUUUUUUUUCUUUUUUAACAUCAGUGUGACAUAAAUUAUUUCUUUAGUAUUUUUCUUUCGUAAUUAGAGUAAUAAAUAAUACUAAAAAUGUAUAAAAUUUUGAUACAAUUUAUUAAACAUUAAUAGCACUAAAUUUAAUGCUAAAAAAUGCAAUAUCAUUCAUAAACUUCGUGAAACACAGAACAUCUAGAGCACAAAUGGUGAGUAAUCUCAAAACGAGAUAUUUGUAUUUUACUUUUUCAAAGUUAGAGGAAGUUUUUUCUCUCAAACUGUAUUCUAUCAAUUCUUUUAGCAUUUAAUUAAAAAAAAAAAUUUCAUCCAUCCUUUAAAACAAACCAUUUAAAUUUAACAUUGUUGUGAUAUAUAAACAUUGAUGAAAAAUUUGCAUUUCCUGACAUUUUCAUAAGAAUGUUACCGAAGAAGAAAAAAAGUGUACUUAUAGAUGAGAAACUUGGAUAUCAUAUAAAGUUGGAAAGAGUAUGAAGCCAUGAACACGACUGACAAAAAUAUAAUGACGUUUCACAGUGAUAGUUUUGAAAUAAAUAUAGGGUGAUUCUUUAGUUACUAAACAAAAUGCUGUUAUUCAGUAAGUUAUGAAAUGUAUAUGUACAAAAUCCGUGUCAAAGGAAUGUGAGACAUUGGAAGAAGAUAAGGGAAAGCCAUGAUGUUAUUACAAAAAAAGACACUGUUGGAGCCAUCUCAUGCAUGCAUAUUCGCACUAAAAAAUGGAAAAAGAAUGCCAUAAAGUGUCAUGGUUGGCUGUGUCUAGAGAGUUGUGUUUAAUAUAUCCAGCAUCUUUAGUACUAAUGUGUUUCUCAUUACGUAAGAUACGUAUGUUUAAUAUUUAAUGAAUAAUUUCUUGGGUCUAGUACCAAAAAAAAUCACCCUAUAUAAUUCAUAACUACAUUUAUAGCUACUAAGUUUCCAUGUGUUUUAAAUGGCAUUAAAACUUUUUUUUUCCUUUUAGAAAUAAUUGGUUUACUGAUAAAUUUUAAUUAUAUCUUAAAUUUCAAUGUAUGUAUCAAAAAUCUAAUCUGAAUUUUUAUAUAUUGUUGCUUUUUUAUUCUGUGCCUGAAUAUAAGAUUAGAAAUCUGCAUUCCAAAGUUUUGGUGCUAAACUUUAUUAGUAAGUAAAACCAUGUAUUUGUUUACUGAAUUCAUUCAUCAAGAAAUCUGAAAUUAAUCCAAAAUGAUUAUAAAAGCUAAAGAUGCAUUAUUAAGUGAAUAUUUUUUUUAACCAAUGUUAACAUGAGGUGUAAACAGUUUAUUUGCAAAAUGAGAAUAUUACUAAGCAAUGAUGUAAAAUAGUUUUUUUGAUACAUGAAAGUUAUUGUGAAACAUACUGUAAAUGGCUUCAUGUAUGUUAUCUAUAUUUUUUCAAUAAAACAGCGAAACUCCAGUUAUUUAAUAAAUUUUAUUUCCUAUAUUUUUGUGAAUUAUAAAAGACAGUAAUUAAAAAAAUAAAUUCAGUCUGUUAAUUGUGGUAUGAAUACUGAGAUAAAAUGCAAUUUCAUAAGAAAAUAUAAAAUGCCAGUUGGUAAUUAAUGGAAUUCUUUGUGACUGCGCUUUUUUUAUAUGUGAUAUAGUGCAAAUAUAUUAUGAUAUGUAAUUCUUAGCAAAUAUUUAUUUAGUUUUCAUCACAUUUUUCUCAUUAUUAAAUUACAAAAGAUAAUUUAAUAUUGCUGAGACUUUAUAUGUGUGUUUAAUUUCUUUAUGUCCAUCACUUUUGUAAUAUGUUUUCCUGGAUAUUUUGUUUAAUGCAAAUUUAUGUAUUUCUUAUUUUCUAUUUAAGUGUGGAGAGAUAUGAAGUAUUAUAAUGGAUAAUGCAAAUUUGAAUGGUAGAAUAAUACAAAAUGAAUGUUCAUAAUUUAUGUACAAAAUGCAGAUUUUCCCCUUCCGAUUUGUGAAGGAUAUGAUUGAAUUUGAUUUUACUUUUGUUAGAGAUUGCUCAUUUUUGUCCAUGUUAUGACUGGACAAAUUUAUCCAGUCUGCAGAGUUAUUUAUCCAGCAUAGUGUGUAUAUAUUUAUUCAUUGGAUGAGUUUGAAUGUUGUAUAUUUGCAUGAAAAGUUAAUACAGCAUAUUAUGACCCCAUAAAAUGUGAAAAAAAAUGUGAUUUAUAGAAAGUUUUUAUUUUAAGAGUAUUGUUUUGAUAUGGUAAUGAAACAAGAAAAAUAUUGCUAACACUGUUUUUAUAAAUUGAAUGAAAAUUCAGUAUAACCAUUCUUUUACUUUUUUAGCAUUAUGCAGAUGUACCCUAGAUAUUUUAGUAUCCUUGCCAAUUUUUUUUAUUUUAUUCAAAAUUAGCAGUGUAUGAAAUUUUAAAUAAAGUUAAUAUUUAUAAAAAUAA
Messenger RNA from Stegodyphus dumicola, 11163 nucleotides. RefSeq names its product cohesin release factor wings apart-like (gene wapl). NCBI's taxonomy places the organism in Eukaryota, Metazoa, Arthropoda, Arachnida, Araneae, Eresidae. The record is from RefSeq and is a predicted model, not a curated record.